Messenger RNA from Brassica rapa (field mustard), 999 nucleotides. RefSeq names its product protein BIC2. Gene Ontology annotation, biological process: blue light signaling pathway. NCBI's taxonomy places the organism in Eukaryota, Viridiplantae, Streptophyta, Magnoliopsida, Brassicales, Brassicaceae. The record is from RefSeq and is a predicted model, not a curated record.
AAAAUAUUAAAAUUUAAAUUAUAUUCAAUCGUCAAAACACAUAAAUUUUAAAAAUAUAUAACCCUUUGUAGAUCUAAGAUUUAACGGUUUUUAAAUAGGUAUAUUGGAUAAAAAGGUAAAACCUAAUAAUGCAUAAGAUCUAUUUAUCAAAAAAAAAAAAAUGAUGUAAUGCUCUUACAUCUUGUAUAUUAGUUUUAAAUUUAAUAGAAUAAAAUGUAAAAAAUGAAAAAAAGAGAACAUCACAUGAGACGUAGAAACGUCAAAGAACAUAGAACAGAAAUAGUAUUAUUAUAUGUGAUCACAAAACAAGACAGCGCCACCACAAAUCUCUGUCACGUUCUCUCCUUCCUUUUCAACCUUGUAUAUUAUUAUUUUCUUUUAUUUUCAUUUCUAACAUUUCUCUGUAAAAUCUCUUCUUAUAGAUUCCACACUGAAACAAAGAAAAAUUGUAAAAUGAAGAGCACUCACUCGCCUUUACCUGACGAGUCCAAGGAACCAAUCUCUCCGGGAUCUUCUCACCGGAAACAAAACAAGGAGGUCACAAAAACAUGUUUUCCGGAGAGCAUUACGAGUCGCCGGAAUAUAAAGGUCCAGCCGGAGACAACACCGGUGUUGUCUGGACGUGAGAGGCUGAAGAGACACAGAGAAGAAGUUGCUGGAAAAGUUCCAAUACCGGAGAGUUGGGGUAAAGAAGGAUUGCUUGUGGGGUGGAUGGAUUUCUCUACCUUCGACGCUUCUUUUACGUCUAGCCAGAUUGUCUCUGCUCGAGCUGCGUUAAUGGCUGACGCCGGAGAUGAUCCUGGCGCUAGAGAAAGUAGGGCUCAGCGGCUCAGGGUUGAGAGCUCUUGUUAAUUUCAAUUCUUAGAGAAAUAUGUAAGGAAAUAAUUCUUACCGUGAUGUUGAAUGUUGUUAGAUACAUGUCUUCAUAUUGAUUUUGGAAACUGAAAAUUAAUACAACUAUUCAAAGUUUCAAUUAGUAAAUUAAAUGAUUUAUUUGGG